CCCUUGAUAUAAGUCCAAGUCAAAAUCCGAAAUUGGGGUGUCAAAUUUUUCAAUUUUGAAACGCGGUCAGGAAAAAUGGAAGACGGCAACCCCAACCCCAAUAACGCCAUAAUCUCCCGGGAGACGAUUGACUCGGUCGCCGGCUGGGUCAGCGCCACCGUCUCCUCCGCCUUCUUCUCCUCCCUCGAGCGCUUCUCCUGCGUCAACGUCGCCACCACGGACGCCGACGAGGACGACGAUGACGACGAGGCCGCCCACCGCCCUCUCGCUCUCACCGAUCUCACCCACCCCGAUCAACAGCACCACCACGCAAACGACGUCGCUCAGCUCCCCGUCUGAUUCGGUUAGAUCUCGGCUUUUUGUUCGUUGUCUGUAACUGGAUUUGCCAAAAACAGGUUCCGGUUGUGAACGUGGAAUUGUAUAUGAAAUUAUGAAUUGUUGAAUUAUCAAGUUUAACUGGUUCUUGAUUCGUUGAAAUUAUGAUCUUCUGUUUUGGUUUAAUCAGUAAUUUAACCGAGUAGUGAAUCUGUGAUUAGAUUGGAUUUAUGAUGUUAUCUCUGCUCCCAAUGGUGUUACAUUGGAGUUGAUUUG
Rosa chinensis is the source of this 591-nucleotide messenger RNA. RefSeq lists its product as uncharacterized. The transcript has a single exon. The coding region runs from base 76 to 339 and encodes 87 amino acids. NCBI's taxonomy places the organism in Eukaryota, Viridiplantae, Streptophyta, Magnoliopsida, Rosales, Rosaceae. The record is from RefSeq and is a predicted model, not a curated record.